CAGACAUUGACGGCUUGGCAGAACAACCGUCGAGGUUGACUGCCCUGCUUCCCCAGCUCCACUGCCCUACAGCAAGGCGGAAUUCUGUUCUUCUUGGGCCUACCUCGGCCGCAUUGUCUUGCUAUGACCGAGCAAAAGGCCGAACCUGACAUCGAUACGGUGCCAUCCGCAGGAAAGUGGUCUGCGAACGGAGCUGCUGUCUCCUCGACGACGCAACCAUGGCAGCGCUGCAUCAGAAGCCAAAGAUGGGAUUGAGGACAGUCCGGGGUACUUAAGGUGCUGUUACUUGGCUUGCUUGACCUCACCAGUUGGACUUCGCUCUGCUCCUCGCACUUCCGUUACGUGUCUCACGACCAGUUCUGCAAGCCUUAUUUGUGGAAAAGACAGUCCCUGAGAAAGGUACAAACACAGUGACACAUUAGCCAUGAAGCUGUUACACGGUGCGACAAUUUUAUCGGCGGCAAGUCUGGUCGCUGGCCACGGCUACCUAACCAUCCCGUUCAGCCGCACUCGGCUUGGCGCAGAGGCAGGCCUAGAUUCGUGCCCGGAAUGUUCGAUUCUCGAACCCGUCACAGCGUGGCCCGAUCUGGAUGCUGCCGCCGUGGGACGGAGCGGACCGUGUGGCUACAACGCCCGGGUCAGCAUCGACUACAACCAGCCGGCCGAUCACUGGGGAGGCUCGCCCGUAGCCACAUACUCCCCUGGUCAGGUUGUCGAUGUGCAGUGGUGCGUUGACCACAACGGCGACCACGGGGGCAUGUUCAGCUACCGCAUCUGUCAGAACCAGACCCUGGUCGACAAGUUCCUGACGCCGGGCUACCUCCCUACCGAAGAUGAGAAGCAGGCGGCCGAGGACUGCUUCGAGGCCGGCACGCUCGCAUGCACCGACGUGUCGGGCCAGACGUGCGGCUUCAACCCAGACUGCUCGGAAGGCCAGCCAUGCUGGCGCAACGACUGGUUCACGUGCAACGCCUUCCAGGCCGACAGCCGACGCGCGUGCCAGGGCGUCGACAACGCUGCCCUCGGGUCCUGCUACACCAGCAUCGCCGGCGGAUACACUGUCACCAAGAAGAUCCGCAUCCCGGACUACCUGUCGUCCCACACGCUGCUCUCUUUCAAGUGGAACUCGUUCCAGACAAGCCAGAUCUACCUCUCGUGUGCUGACAUCGCCAUCACUGCUGGAUCAGGAGGAGGAGGAGGAGGAGGAGCCGCAACCACCACUCUGGUCACCACCAGCACGCAGACCCAGUCUGCAACGGCAAAGCCUAGCGCCUCCUUUUGUGCCGCAGCCGCCGCCUCUGUUGCCGUGACCUUCAAGCAACGCGUCACAACCGCCUUCGGCGAGACCAUCAAGCUUGUCGGCUCCAUCCCGGAGCUCGGCAACUGGGACCCGUCGGCCGCGCCGGCGCUGUCUGCGGCCGAGUACACGAGCGCUAACCCUGUCUGGAUCUACACGGUCAGCCUCCCCGCCGGCAUAAAGUUCGAAUACAAGUUUGUUCGUGUGGCGGCGAGCAACGGGGCUGUUGUCUCGUGGGAGAGCGACCCCAACCGCGAGUACACCGUCCCGCGGGACUGUGAGGCGAGUGCUGUGAGUGAGUCAUCGUGGAGAUAAGGGAGUUGGGGAUGGCGGGUGUUGCUGAGGGGGAAUGAAAUACAAAUGGGGGAUACGUUCAUGUUGGACUCAACCGGGUGAGCUAUCAGUGGUAACCAUGCUGUCUGUCUCUGAGACGGGACUCGGGAGGGAGAUGGGGCAAGGCGUGGAGUCGGGCUCUUAUCUCUGUUUAUUGAAUCCCUUUUCAGUUUUCAUUAGUAUUUCUUGUUCUUUUACCAUGAUACUGAAGGCAAGAUUACACUCCGGUUACCGGCCUUGUUGUAUACACGUCACGCUUUCCUAUUGGCGAGAAAAGGUUGCUUGCCAGAUGCUUGACCAGCACAGGGUCAAACGAACAAACCCUUUUCCUCUUCUUCCUCGGCUUGUGACAUGGCCGCCUGACGAGUAGCUUUUACGCCUGAAUUAUGACCCUCC
This is a messenger RNA of Chaetomium strumarium, 2026 nucleotides long. RefSeq names its product starch binding domain-containing protein. The record is from RefSeq and is a predicted model, not a curated record. Gene Ontology annotation, molecular function: starch binding. The transcript is spliced from 2 exons. NCBI's taxonomy places the organism in Eukaryota, Fungi, Ascomycota, Sordariomycetes, Sordariales, Chaetomiaceae. Bases 425 to 1612 code for a protein of 395 amino acids.